AUGAAGAUACCACGUCUUAAGGCAUUAGUUUUGGCCGAUGGCACAAGCAAAAAGAAGAGUGCUAUCAGCAAAGUCAAUAUGGGUUUACAGAUGUUUCAGUUGCAUAAUAAGGUAAUUGAUAAAAUUGAAGCAUCACCAUGGCAAAUACGUGAAACGAAUGCUCGGCUUGGCAUCGGUUUGGCUGUUUUAUUUUUCUAUUUAUUAAUUGGAGCAGUUGUUUUUGUACAAAUCGAAGGCCCAGCCGAGAAAAGCGAUUUGGAAACAUACGAAGAAUUCAGAUCGCACUGGGAUAGGGUACUGCAGGAAGCUGGAUUUGAAGAAUCUGAUGUGGAUCGUCUUUUUGCUGAUAUUCGUGCAAUGGCGCUUAAAGGUAUUUGGACAGAAAGAAAUAUAACAUCAGAGCUGAACUGGAGCUUUGGACAAGCGUUCUUUUUUGCUGGCGCUUUGAUCAGCACGGUCGGUAAGCGGUAUUUUUCUUCGAGUGCUCUAAAUGUAAAUCAACUCCAACACUGGUGA
Gongylonema pulchrum is the source of this 516-nucleotide messenger RNA. The record is from the annotation of a GenBank genome assembly. NCBI's taxonomy places the organism in Eukaryota, Metazoa, Nematoda, Chromadorea, Rhabditida, Gongylonematidae.